Messenger RNA from Nymphalis io (European peacock), 2930 nucleotides. It is a transcript of the gene Dnaaf5, whose product is annotated as dynein axonemal assembly factor 5. The transcript has 12 exons. Lineage: Eukaryota; Metazoa; Arthropoda; Insecta; Lepidoptera; Nymphalidae. Gene Ontology annotation, cellular component: cytoplasm. Gene Ontology annotation, molecular function: dynein intermediate chain binding. Gene Ontology annotation, biological process: cilium movement; inner dynein arm assembly; outer dynein arm assembly. The coding region runs from base 98 to 2638 and encodes 846 amino acids. The record is from RefSeq and is a predicted model, not a curated record.
UCAAUACCUCAUUAAUUUUCGAAUUGAAAAGUUCAUUUCAUUUAUUUAGUUGCUAAAUAUAAAAGAGAGAUAGGACUAUAUUGAAAUUGUCAAAAAAAUGACGGAAAUAAAACCAAUACUACAGGAUAAUCCUAGAGGCGCAUUAGAACCAUAUAUAACCACACUUCAAAGCGACUCGAAAAUUGCACGAAGGCAGGCAUUAAUAAAAAUCAAUGAAGAGAUUUUUGAAAAUCCGUUGAAUGAGGAUUGCGAUCUGAUAGUUGUUUUUUCGGAAAUUUAUGCUUAUGUAUUAAAAAGUUUCUCAGAUGCUUCUGAAUCGUGCAGGGAGAAAGCAAUAUUAAUCAUGUCCAAUUUUAUAGACAAGUUGCCAUUGAAUGAUUAUUAUUUAACCUAUAUACUCCCUGUAAUUGUGCGCCGUAUCGGCUCUGCAGAGACCAUAGAAGAUGCAGAAGAGAUUCGAUUAGUUUUAAUUGAACUUGUUCAUAAGAUAUUGGAAAAAUACAAAGGAACAUGUCUUCUUGGGCCCUUUAUGAAUGAUUUUACAAGUAUUCUAACUAAAACUUGUACCGAUACGUUUCCUAAAGUAAAGUUGGAAGCAUCUGAAUGUAUAAUAAUGCUUACAAAAAUUCUACAGAGAGAUUUUCAUUUCCAAUCUGAGAGUUAUGUUAAGCCUUUGUUAUCAAAUUUUGCUCAUCAACACUUUAGAGUGCGUGUUGGAGCUAUUAAAGCUAUUGGAGCUGUUGUUAUGGCGGGCAAUGUAAAAUGUUUUGAGCUAUCUAUCACUCCCCUGGCCGAGAAACUUUUUGAUGAGAAUACUCAAGUGAGACUGCAAGUUACUAUGGAAGUUGGUAACUGGAUGGUAUCUUAUAAAGAUCGUUAUUCCUUUUGGCAUCGCAUGAUACCUUUGCUGCUAACCAGUUUGAGUGAUGUCAUGACUGUUAUUAGAGAGACUGCAAGUAAAUUAUGGAAUGACAUAGGCCUACAGUAUUUGGAUGAGAAUGAAGAGGAGCUGAAAAAGAAAACUGAUUUCCUUAAGGACAUACCAACACAUUACCCUGAUGUUAAACGUCCUAAUCUUGGAUGUAGAACCUUGGUCCAGAGCAAUAUUGGAAAGAUAGUCCCAGCUAUAUGUCGAGAGAUGGAGGGCUGGCAAGCCGACGCACGACUGCGCUGUGCUCAGUUGUUGUGCUGGCUGGUGCUUUGCGCGGAGGGGGGCAGUACGCAGCAUGCAUGCACAGUGUUGCGCGUGCUGCAUCGUGGGGCCGCAGACGACGAUCAGAGGGUCGUACUUGAAGUAAAACGUGCAUCUGAAUUAUUUGGAUACUUCAUGACACCGGACACUUGGUGGCCCCUCGUCGAAGGCGAGGUGGAUUCGUGGAGCGCUCUCUUCAUAAUCGCCAAUAUUUUGAAAGGAUCCCGGGCAGAAUUGGUUAAGGAGAAAGUUAUGUUUGAGUUGUGUAAGGAAUUGGCAGAUCCUGACAGGUGUCGGGUCAGGAAGCCAAAAUAUCAGACGAACUUGAUCUUCGUUACCGAAGCGUUAAUGGACCUUUGUAAAGACGACUGCAAGUCAGUAGCCGAACAGCUAUUUAUUAUAAACUUCACCGUGUAUGCGAUGCCUUGCGAUGAUAAAAUACAAUUGAUGGCAUUAUCAAACUUGGAUAAACUUCGCUGCAUUGAAAAAUGUGGAAGUACAAUCGUUUCUCUAUACGAGAAGCAUAUUCAGCGUGUGUUAGCCGACAUCACCAGCGACGCCUCCACCUGGAACCUUCUCACCCCGGACCGUUGUCUGCUGGAGUGCGUGAUGUUGCACGCUGGUUCGGCGAUGGGAACCCAGCUGCACCUCAUCGCUCCUCUUUUAAAGGAAUGCCUCGCUCCGCCGAAACUGGAUCCGGAAGUGAAGUUGAAAAUUUUCACCGCGCUCUCGACCGUGCUGCUGCAACGACAGACCAACUUCAGUAAAUGCGAUCAGGACAAGUUGGAAGCAUUUUUGAAGAUUGUUAUUGAUGAAGUGAUUCUGCCAAACCUCGUCUGGUCCCCGGGUAGGACGGCGGAGGCCAUCCGCACGGCGGGCGCGGCGUGCCUGUGCGCCGCGCUGCAGGACGCGGGGCCCCACACGGACGAGAAAAUAGAUUUGUUCCCAAACGAAGAGUCUCUGGUGCCUUUCCUAGACCAAUUGGUCCCGUUGCUCGUGAGCCUGACGGACGACAACUCGUCGCUGACCAGACAACACGCGUUGCGCGCUAUCCGCUGCCUCGUCACGUUGGCGCGUCCGCGAAAUCGCUUCACCGCUGAAAUACUACAUAAACUAUAUUUUGUGGUGAUCAAACGACUCGACGAUAGCAGUGACAAGGUUCGAUCCUACGCCGUCCAAACGCUGUGCACGCUGUUCGAGUCUCGUCCGGAGCUCUACGACGCCGCCGUGUUCGGAGCUCACAUCGACGCUUCGUACAGCGCUUUGCUCAUACACCUCGACGAUAACGACGAAACAUUUCAGAAGGAAGUGCUGGAUGCACUAAUAACAUUAAGUGAUAUAGACCCUCAACUAUUGUUGAAGAAGGUUAAAUCAAAUAUACAUUUAUAUAGAAAUAAAGCAGCUUACGAGCGACUUACUCGACACAUUGAACAAAAUAUGCAAUAAAUAAUUAUCUAGUCAAUAUUAUUAUUAUUAUUAUUGUUCAUAAUAUUGGUGCACACUACGUUUUAUACAAUCUCUAUUUGAACUGAAGGACUUGGAUCCCUUUUUCAUACGUAGUGUUUCAUUCAAGACGUGUUUAGGACCUGUCGUUAUAAUAGUAGACCAAUGAAAAGAGAUUGUUUAAAACAAACGUCACAGCACAGAGUGCCUAAAAGCUUAAGUUUAUUUUUAUUUUAACUUGAAAAUUGGUUGCAUUAAUGUUAUGUUUAAAUAUUAUUUAAGUAAUAAAGAAAUA